UCUCUUCCGUCUUGUCGACAUUAGUCGGUCAUCGUCCAUUUUCUCCUUCCCACUUUUAUUUUUCUCUCUUUUCUUCAACAAUCUCCAGAAAAAGUCACUACCUGGGAAAAUUUGGUUUCUUAUUAGUCCUUAAACUUUAUCUGAUCACUGUUUCGACCGAAUUCUACAAAAGAUUGGAUUUUUAGUCUGCCCAAAAUUUAGAAUAGGAUUAUCUCGGCGUUUAAUUUGUAUAGAUGAGAGUGUUACUUUGAAGUAAUUACUGCUGCUAAAAAUCAGAUUUUGGAUUCAUCGAAACGAUGGAUCAUGUCAUCGGCGGAAAAUUCAAGUUGAGUAGGAAGAUUGGUUGUGGAUCAUUCGGUGAAAUUUAUAUAGGGAUUAAUGUCCAAACUGGUGAAGAAGUUGCUGUUAAGCUGGAACCUGUGAAGACGAAGCAUCCUCAACUACACUAUGAAUCGAAAGUAUACAUGCUUCUUCAAGGAGGGAAUGGUGUUCCUCAUAUCAAAUGGUUCGGUGUAGAGGGUGAAUAUAGCUGCAUGGCGAUUGACAUUCUUGGUCCUAGCUUAGAGGACUUGUUCAAUUAUUGUACUCGGAAAUUCUCUUUGAAAACUGUUCUAAUGCUUGCUGAUCAGUUAAUAAACAGAGUUGAGUACAUGCACAUAAGAGGGUUUCUUCACCGUGAUAUUAAACCGGAGAACUUUUUGAUGGGUCUCGGUCGCAAAGCAAACCAGGUGUACAUUAUCGAUUAUGGGCUUGCUAAAAAGUAUAGAGAUCUUCAGACGCAUAAGCAUAUACCAUACAGGGAGAAUAAGAAUCUAACAGGAACUGCUCGAUAUGCAAGUGUCAACACACACCUUGGGAUUGAGCAAAGUAGAAGAGAUGAUCUGGAGUCGGUUGGUUAUGUGCUGAUGUAUUUUCUACGAGGAAGUCUGCCAUGGCAAGGUCUAAAAGCUGGUACGAAGAAACAGAAAUAUGAAAAGAUUAGUGAAAGGAAGAUGCUUACUCCUGUAGAGGUUCUUUGCAAGUCAUUUCCGUCCGAGUUCACAUCGUAUUUCCAUUACUGCCGAUCAUUGAGGUUUGAAGACAAACCAGAUUAUUCAUAUCUGAAAAGACUUUUCAGAGACCUUUUUAUCCGGGAAGGUUAUCAGUUCGACUAUGUGUUUGAUUGGACAAUCUUGAAAUAUCCUCAGAUGGGCUCUAGUUCGAGACCAAGGCCAAAUCAAAAACCAGCUCUAGACGCUCCAGGACCACCUGCAGACAGAAGUGACAAGCCUACAGUGGGGCAGGAUCUGCGAGAAAGAUUCUCAGGAGCGGUUGAAGCAUUCGCCAGACGAAAUGUAUCGAGUCCUGGCAUUCGCUCUUCCAAAGAAGUGAUGCAGCAUGAGUCUGAAAAAACAAGAAAUGAGAGCGCCACAAAAAGGGUGGUGAUGAUGUCAAGCAGCAGACCUGGAUCAUCAGGUGAGCUAAGCGAGAACCGAUCAAGUAAACUCUUUUCAAGCGGUGCCCAAAAGAUUCAGCCUGGCCAAGAAGCUAAGUCAUCAGCAAGGCUUGGACGUGAUGACGCCCUGAGAAGCUUCGAUCUGCUUACUAUCGGUUCCGGUAAGCGGAAAUGAGUCACAGAAGGAGACUGUGAACUUAGAAAGAAUCUGUUUUACCUACUGAAAAUGGGAAAAAAAGAUAAACAAAAAAUCUUUAGUCUUCAUUUGAUCUGUUUAGCCUUUUGGGAAGAAGACGAGAGAAAGUAAAUCUCUCUCCUUCCUUAUGUGUUUAUAGAAUUUGUUCAUUAAAAAGUGGUACUGGAUAUGUAACUUGUAAUAAGUACUAUGUUUAAUAUUAAUCAAAUUUGGUCAAACA
This is a messenger RNA of Eutrema salsugineum, 1851 nucleotides long. Its product is annotated as casein kinase 1-like protein 10. The record is from RefSeq and is a predicted model, not a curated record. Gene Ontology annotation, molecular function: protein serine/threonine kinase activity; ATP binding. Gene Ontology annotation, cellular component: cytoplasm; nucleus. Gene Ontology annotation, biological process: signal transduction; endocytosis; peptidyl-serine phosphorylation. The coding region runs from base 297 to 1610 and encodes 437 amino acids. The transcript is spliced from 14 exons. Lineage: Eukaryota; Viridiplantae; Streptophyta; Magnoliopsida; Brassicales; Brassicaceae.